Wickerhamiella sorbophila is the source of this 1812-nucleotide messenger RNA. RefSeq names its product Protein ASI1. Gene Ontology annotation, molecular function: ubiquitin protein ligase activity. Lineage: Eukaryota; Fungi; Ascomycota; Dipodascomycetes; Dipodascales; Trichomonascaceae. The transcript has a single exon. The record is from RefSeq and is a predicted model, not a curated record. Gene Ontology annotation, biological process: ubiquitin-dependent protein catabolic process; protein ubiquitination. Bases 1 to 1812 code for a protein of 603 amino acids.
AUGGAGCACCUGGAUAUAACGCCGCGGCUGGCCGAUUUCCGCGCCGCAACUGGGGACCGGAUCUCCAGUUUGUUAAGAUUUGUGUUCAAGCCGCUAUUCUGGAUGGCCCAGGGCUUUGCAUUCCUGGCAAUGCUCGUCAGGAAUGCCUUUAGCCGCAUGGUUCCAUAUGUCUCGUCCCCAAUGUUUGCAACAUCCAUCCUGCUGUUUAUUGUAUUCAACCGAAUGCUUGCGUUUGCUAACCCAAGGGAGCCCAUCGUUCUCUCGUGGAAAAAGCUGCUAAUUCUUCGAGGCACCGCAAUUGCUAUUCUGGGGUACCCGGCGAGCUAUUUGUGGGAGAUAUUCCAGGGCCAGCCUGUCGAUACAAAGUGGUUUUAUGAAAAAAUGAACUAUGCGGUUAUAAUGAGCUCCGCAAUUGAGUUAUUCUCGGGGUUGCUCGAAGGUAAAAUGCCUAUUUCUGACUGGGGCUACUCCCAGCCUGAGCUGUCGGGCAUUUUUCAGGAGAUUAUUUCGGAGUCUGCGCCGGGGCUGAGCCCUUUCUCUGGCCAGAUGGCAUGCUUUACUGCUCUUGUUCUAGUUUCGCAAGCUUUGUCGCAUGUGAUUGGGCUUUUCAGACUCCAGCGAUACCAGCUCAUUCCAUCGACCAUUAUGGGGGUGUGCUUCAUAGCGUAUUUUCUGAAUUCGCAGCUCAACACUGGCCCGCUCAAAAGUGGAUUCAUUUAUACCGCGGUAUCCUAUGUCCGUUUUGGAACCCAAAUCAUCAUGCUAGCUGUCAGUGCUAUCUGCUGGUCGAUUUAUUGGGUUGCGGUGGCAUUUGUUGGCGAUAGAUCAAAAAUGGUUGCAAAACGAAGCUUUAUUGUGAGGCUGUCGAGCACUUUUUAUGAACUUGUGCUAACGAUAGGCUAUGGUGCACUGGCAGCUUCUGUCGACAAAACAUACCUUCACGAAGCUGCCAGUAUGAACUGGCCCCUAGCAACCUGGCUUGACAAAAUUUAUGCGAACGAUAAAAACAAAAUCAGAGCUACCGCACCAGAUGGAUCGGUUAUGGUUCUUCAUGGUAACCCCUCCAAUCCAUAUGCACAUGAAGUACGGGACGCCCCUCGAACUGAUCGGGAAAAUAUAAAACUCGAGCAAGCUCGGUUUGCUCAGAUAGGUUAUCCGACUGUCAAAUGGAUAAAAUCAGCCCACCAAUUCGCAAAAGCAUUGGCAACUGUUAUUUAUUUACGAGUUCGUGAUUUGAUUCGCUCUGUGCCAAGUCGCCCAGUAGACGCUGCUCCUCCGCCUACGCUGGUGCUCUGCGACCGCAUAUACAAAUCACUUGAUUCAGACCCAUCCAGUGCAUACUACGGCCUUUUGUCCGGAGCUACUUUACCUGAAGUCGACGAUAGUGCAGAUUUUGUACCAAGUGACGAGUUUACAGAUGCCAGUGACUCCGGAAUUGAUGACUCUGGUGAUGAUUAUGAUGAUGAUAUUUCUAUGUGUGCGGAAAAUAUUCUAGGAAGCACCCACUCUGAUCACGGUGUAGAGCUUGUCUUCGCGCAUAUGAACAGCGAGCGCGUGAUUACUCGGCAAUCUUACCUAGGGUCUCUAGACCCCGAUCGAGAGCUAGUGAAGGUGAUUUCUGAGCUACGGCGGGGUGCUGAUAUGACCAAAUGUACAAUUUGUCUUGAGAAUCCUCGACAAGUUGUCCUGUGGCCUUGCAGGUGCUUGGCCCUCUGUGACGAGUGUCGCUUAACGCUCUCUGCAAGGCGAUUCAAAAACUGUGUAUGUUGCCAACAACGCGUUCACUCCUAUUCCAAAGUAUAUUUGCCGUGA